AAAGUGCAUGGGUGCAGAAUAUUAGUCAUACAGCUUACCUUGCUCAUAUUGCAGAGACAAGCUUUAGUUAUUAUGGUGCAUUAUGCCAGCCUUUACAGGGAUUACAUUCCUUUUCACGCGGACCGGCCAUACAAGUACGACAACCGGAAGUUUCUCAAACGCUGGGACGAGGUGAACGGAAUGACGUGGGUCCAGGCAUCGAAUGGGCGAAUUCCACACAAUGCGGUCGUCGCCGGAUACGAAGACUACGUAACGUUGUACGUGGGCCGCGCAGAGGUAAACAGUUCCAUAGCACCGGGAUCGAUCAAUCCGCAGAAGAAGGCUUGCUUCUGUCCUUGGGGUGGAAAGAACCAUAAACGAGAGAAAUACGAGGUACUCUGCACACCGGGAGAGUUUGUCCAGAUCGAUGAGUUUAAUACGCUCAUGCGGGGAACACCCGGUGGCAUUAGCGAGCAAGGUGAACCUUUGUACAUUGGCAGGGCGACACUGUCAGGGCAGUUGAUCAGCGGAAAGAUACAGAGGUCAUACGAUACGUGCUAUAUCCCUCACAAGACAAAGGAAGUAGAGCGGCUUCUGUUUGGGAGUGAAAUUUACAUUAAGUCUAACUAGAGCUAGAAGAGACAGAAUUUCGCUUUGCUUUGGGAUCAGCUUUCGGUAAGGGUAGGAUUGACAAAUAAAUUGUACUGAAGUAGAUACUAAGCAUUUUUUUUUCAUAAUCAUGAUGUAGCGGGUGCUGUGAUCUACAUUUUUAAUAUAAAGUAUUCUGUAUAACCAAGUUCUUUCUUAAACGUGGAAUAUAAAUUGCUCCUUAUUUUAGGUGACAGGUGGUUAAUGCAACGAACUUGUUACCUAAUUUAUGUUAAAUACGAGGUUAAAUAUCAGUUUUAUUCACUAGUUGAUUGAUGGCAAUAAUUUACCACCUAUUCCUUUUCCUUAUUGUGGUGACUGGCUACAUUUUCUUCUCCACAUUAAUCUCUAGGGAUGUGAUUUCGCAGGAAAAUGGAUAUAUUUUUUAUUUGGUACAAGGUUCACUAUAAAUCCACUGCAACCAGUGUAGUAUUUAUUGUAGCAUUGUCGGUACAGCUGAAAAUUGGAAAAAAAAAUCCACUAGCGGAGACCGAUUUACAAGUUAAACAGCGUUAUACAAGUGAGGUUUUUUCUUCAGUUUUUAACUGUUAUGACACUAUAUACCAUGUCUUUAGUAGUACAUGCCCUAUUAUUCCAUCAAAUUGAUUCCUUGGCGACAAAACAAGCAAUGACACCGAUAUUGAAUUGACCAUGCAUAAGAAGCCUAGUCUUGGCCACUUCAAGCUAGAGAACAUCGGGUUGAAAAUUAGUACCUAAUUAAGCAGAAGGCUAACUCAUUUUUCCUUGUUUAAAGAUCAUCCUCAGCGGAUGUGAUCCGAUUCUUGUCACCAUCAAUAAGGCUCAAACGU
This is a messenger RNA of Ochlerotatus camptorhynchus, 1436 nucleotides long. RefSeq lists its product as uncharacterized. NCBI's taxonomy places the organism in Eukaryota, Metazoa, Arthropoda, Insecta, Diptera, Culicidae. Bases 73 to 609 code for a protein of 178 amino acids. The record is from RefSeq and is a predicted model, not a curated record. The transcript has 2 exons.